Molecule: messenger RNA, 2335 nt
Organism: Ailuropoda melanoleuca (giant panda)
Lineage: Eukaryota; Metazoa; Chordata; Mammalia; Carnivora; Ursidae
Gene: IL34
Product: interleukin 34
Exons: 7
Coding region: 643-1353 (236 amino acids)
Biological process (GO): positive regulation of cell population proliferation; positive regulation of monocyte differentiation; positive regulation of macrophage differentiation
Molecular function (GO): macrophage colony-stimulating factor receptor binding
Source: RefSeq, a predicted model, not a curated record
GGCACGGGUGUGGGUGACUUUGGGGUAAACCACAUUGUCUUCGGCAUUCUUCCGCGGUGCUGGGGCUUUGACUUUGAAGCAUAGAUGGUCCGGGGAAUUUCCUUUUGCAAUUUGGGUGAUGAGAGGAAAUCAUCCAGAACCCAGAGAGUGCGGACUUGCUCAGUGUGACCUUGAAUGUGGACACAGCUCACCUCCUCUCUUCUCCGCACCUCCGUGUACUUGGAGCAGUUUGCCUUUCUCGGUUGGAUCCCCUGGGUCUGUAGCCAGAUUUCACAUUGAGCAGCUGCAGACGGAGAAAUCAGAGAAAGCACAACCCAGCCCCAGAUUCCGAGGGGCCUGCUGGGGACUCUCCUGCUCGAGAGGGAAGACCCCGAGGCCGGAGUCUCAGGCCAGGUCCUGGCUGCCAUGGGACUCGCAGCUGCCGUCCUCUGGCUGCCCUCCCCGCGGCCAGGCAGAUAAGGGCGGGCACUGCCCCAGGAGCACCUGCUGCCCCCUGCCGGGCUGCUCCUCUUUGGCCAACCCUUCCCCAGCUUUGGGCCACCUUCGCUGACCCGAGGCCAUGUAGGCCCCACCUGGGCCUUUGUGGAUAGACACACGGCUGGGGACACCGCCUCUGCUCUCUGGGGGACACAGCCCACCACCAUGCCCCGGGGAAUCGCCUGGCUGCACUAUCUUGGGAUCCUCCUUGGCAUGGCCUUGGGGAACGAGGGUUUGGAGAUGUGGCCCUUGACCCAGACUGAGGAGUGCGCCAUCACCGGCUUUCUGCGGGACAAGCUGCAGUACAGGAACCGCCUUCAGUACAUGAAACACUACUUCCCCAUCAACUACAGGGUCGGCGUGCCUUAUGAGGGGGUGCUCAGAAUGGCCAACAUCACCAGGCUGCAGAGGGCCCGGGUCAGCCAGCAGGAGCUGCGGUAUCUGUGGGUCUGGGUGAGCCUCAGCGCCACGGAAUCCGUGCAGGAAGUGCUGCUCGAGGGCCACCCGUCCUGGAAGUAUCUGAAGGAGGUCCACACGCUGCUGCUGGACGUGCAGCAGAGCCUCAGGGAUGUGGAGGUCAGCCCCAAGGUGGACGCGACAGUGUCACUCCUGAGUGCCCCGAGGCUAAGCCUGAAGCUGGUGCGACCCAAAGCCCUCCUGGACAACUGCUUCCGGGUCAUGGAACUGCUGUACUGUUCUUGCUGUAAACAAAGUUCCGUCCUAAAUUGGCAGGACUGUGAAUUGCCGAGCCCUCAGCCCCACAGCGCAGAGCCCUCAUCACAGUGCCUGGCUGCCCAGCUCUACCCUCGGUCCCAGAAGCCCCCUAUCUCCCUGCCCCGCUCUCCAGGAUUCAAGACCGGACCCCCGGCUCCGUGAAGCUGCCGAGGGCGCGGGCAGCGGCCUGUGUGGGGCAGCUGGAGGUACUCCUGCAAUUCAGUGGAGUCUCGGACUUGUCUGGGGGGUGGUGCCCCCCCCCCACCCUUCUUGGGAGAGGAACAGCCAGGAGAGAGUUUUUCCUUUGAGGGGAUUCUGGGCCUGAGAAGGGCUCAGCUUCCCACAUUCUGUACCUCACCUGGUCUCACCUGGAGCAGUGGGGGUCUGGGGGCACCCGAAGGUGGACAGUGUUCUCUUCCCUUUCUUGCACCACCGGGGCUGCCCCCCUUGCCUGGAGGCAGUGCUGAGUGUCUCCCGUGGCCUGCAAGGCGAGAACUGUGCCGACUGGGGGGCUGGGGAAGCAUGGGGGAAGGGCAGAGCCCCACACCCCACGUCUUGCCACAGUGGAUGCUCUUCCAGCUCCUAUUUUCUAUUAAACACUUGCUUGUUUUGGUUUGGUUUGCAUCUGCGAAGGCGAACCCCAGAGGGCUGUGAGCCCCUCUGCUAUCUCCCUGUGGAGAUUCCAGCUGGCUAAGGGCAGGCAGGAUGCAGGAAAGGGGCGGGCUGGUCCGGGCCUGGGUCUCAAGAUUUGGAUUUGGAUGCAGCCUUUGCCAGGCGGCCCGGAAAUGGUAAGGGAGGGCCUGAGUGUCUUCUAGACCUGUCCUAGCCUCUGAGGCCUCAGCGAGACCGAGACUAAGGGGCAGGGGGUGUCAGGCUGGUCCUCCUCAGUGCCGCCGAUGCCCUCCCUGGCUCCAUCGGGCUGAGACAGAGCAGAGGUGUUCAAAGGCUUAGGUCCUGGCCCAAGACCUGGCCACUCCUGCCCCUGCAACACGAACCCCGGGCUCCUGGGGUGCCCCUGCCCCAGGCUGGACUGGGGACAGGACAGGCCGGAAGCCAGGCGGAGGCAGGGCUGUUAAUUACAGUACGACUUUAUUAAUACUGGACUCUUCACAGUGCAUUUGUUAUUGGUAGCAGUGACUAUUUA